Molecule: messenger RNA, 1428 nt
Organism: Daucus carota subsp. sativus
Lineage: Eukaryota; Viridiplantae; Streptophyta; Magnoliopsida; Apiales; Apiaceae
Product: plasmodesmata-located protein 6
Exons: 3
Coding region: 223-1086 (287 amino acids)
Biological process (GO): defense response to bacterium
Cellular component (GO): plasmodesma
Source: RefSeq, a predicted model, not a curated record
GUACUUGACAAAUACUAUACAACUUACUACUACAUGGUCCAUAUCUUAAAUCAUUCAUCUCACUCUCAUUCUCCCAUUCCAUCCACAUUUCGACUUGACUCACUGACUCACGUUAAUUCCUUACCAAGCAACAAAAAGAAACCAACCCUCUCGUAAUCUUCUCUCACACAUUUCUUCUACUAUCAUAUAACACAACUCCUCCAUCUCGCCAUACAAUCCAACAUGUCUGUUCACGCUAUUUUUCUCUCCAUGCUAUGUAUUUUAUUAGGUCUCGCAAAACCAUCGAGUUCUGCAACUGAUACAUUCGUUUUCGGCGGUUGUUCUCAGAUAAAAUACGCUCCGGGAUCCCCGUACGAGUACAAUGUUAAUUCGAUACUUAGUUCUCUAGUGAACUCGGCUUCCUCGACGAGCUACAACAACUUCAAAAUCUCCCUCCCCGGGUCCACUAAAGCCGAUAUCGUUUACGGACUUUAUCAAUGCAGAGGCGAUCUCAGCAACUCGGACUGCCGAGACUGCGUCGCGCAUGCGGUUAGUCGACUCGGCGUCGUGUGUCCCGGGUCAUCAGGUGGUGCGUUACAGUUUGAUGGUUGUUUUAUUAAGUAUGACAACAUGACAUUUUUUGGUGUUCAAGACAAGGGUGUGGUGAUGAAGAAAUGUGGGCCGUCGAUCGGGUUUGAUUCGGAUGGGAUGACUAGCCGGGAUUCUUUGCUGGGGUAUUUGACGGCUGGGGGUCAGUAUUUUAGGGUGGGUGGUUCGGGGAAUGUUCAGGGGGUGGCUCAGUGUGUGCAGGAUUUGAGCAUGAGCCAGUGUCAAGAUUGUCUAGCGGAGGCUACUCUGCAGCUCAAGAACCAGUGCGGCUCUGCUGCCUGGGGAGAUAUGUUCUUGGGGAAGUGCUAUGCGCGGUACUCCAGCCGCGGUGAUCACUCUAGGGAUCACGAUUCUCAUGAUGAUAAUGACAACGACGACGAAAUGCAAAAGACACUAGCAAUCCUCAUCGGACUCAUAGCUGGCGUUGCACUGGUCAUUGUUUUCUUAUCUUGUUUGGCCAAGCUUUGUGACAGAAAAGGUGGUGGUGGUGGUAAAUAAAGUUGCAUUCUUUUUAUUAAAAGAAAAAUAUUCUCCAUGCUCUGGUAAUUGGCUCUCUGUUUCCUCUGUGGCUUUUAAAAAGGUUUCUUUCAUAUUUCCUCCAAAGAAGACCCUCACUCCCUUAAAGCUGAGAUACAAGAGGACAGAUACAUUGAAGCAAGAGAAAGGAAAUAGUAGAAAUAACAGCUGAAAGCUUAGGAGAUAGCUCUCCCCACACAUACUUUUCCUGCCCUUUUUUAUCCUGCAAACAAGUUGUAAAUGAAUAAUAAUGCCAUCAAUAUCCUUGCUUUAUCAAAGUGCAUCCUUAAUCAGACAGUACUCAUCAGGAAUUCCAUUGUUUAA